This is a messenger RNA of Aspergillus affinis, 1290 nucleotides long. Its product is annotated as putative MFS transporter. The coding region runs from base 1 to 1290 and encodes 429 amino acids. Gene Ontology annotation, molecular function: transmembrane transporter activity. The transcript has 5 exons. Gene Ontology annotation, biological process: transmembrane transport. The record is from RefSeq and is a predicted model, not a curated record. NCBI's taxonomy places the organism in Eukaryota, Fungi, Ascomycota, Eurotiomycetes, Eurotiales, Aspergillaceae. Gene Ontology annotation, cellular component: membrane.
AUGGCUAGGGAAGUCAACUAUGGGACGAUUCCGCAAGAUGCGGAGUCUCCUGCGAUAGCGGCGAAGCCAGACGAGGAAGAGGAAGGAGAAGAGGAAAGAUUCUUCGAUCAGAAAGAAGCAAGCCAGGUGCUAGGCAAGAUCAUCAGUACGAACAUCGCGGUCUUGUGCGCUGGAAUGAACGAUGCCGCCACCGGCGUCCUAAUCCCCUACAUGCAACCAACCUACAAUAUCGACCUCCUAACCGUCUCCUUCGUCUACCUGGUGAACUUCACCGGCUGGGUAACCGCCUGCUUCGCGAACAUCCACGUCUGCGCGCGCAUCGGCACCGGCGGGACGCUCGUCCUCGGCGCGGUAAUCCAAUGUCUCGGCUACGCUCUGAUGUGGUGGCAUCCCCCCUUCCCGGUCUUCAUAGGCGCCUUCUUCCUCACCGGCAUGGGCGUCGCGUUCCAAGACGCCCAGGCGAAUGCGUUCACCAUCACAGUCAAGAACGCGCACCGCUGGCUCGGUAUCCUCCAUGCCGUGUAUGGUGGGGGCACGAUCAUCGCGCCGUUGAUCGCGAGUGCGAUCGCGUCGCGGACCCCCGAGUGGCAUCAUUAUUACCUUGUGACGAUGACGCUGGGCAUCGUGAAUGUUGGGUUGUUGGUGUGGACGUUCCGGAAGGGGUUGUUUGCGCCGAAUGUCGCGUCCGCGAAGGAUACGGCUGAUGGGGAGUUGCGGGCUGUGGUGCGCAAUAAGGCGGUUUGGAUUUUGAAUGGGUUUUUCUUUUUGUAUGCCGGUGCGGAGGUGGCGUCUGGGGGUUGGCUGGUGCAGUUCCUCGUGACGGUUCGACAUGGAGAUUUGGAUAAAAUGGGCUACGUUGCCUCGGGCUUUUGGACCGGGUUUACAGUCGGUCGAGUGGUUCUGGCCGACAUCACGCACAAGUUCGGAGAACGACGGAUGGUGUUUAUCUACACCAUACUGGCUCUGGCCAUGCAACUGUUGUUCUGGCUGAUACCCAGUAUCCCGGUGAACGCGGUUACGAUUUGCUUUUUAGGUUUCUUCAUUGGACCGUUCUACCCGGUCGGAUUGUAUGUUCUCACGGAGGUCCUUCCGCAGGAGCUUCAUAUCGGGGCAAUCGGUUUCACCGCCAGCUUGGGCCAAGCCGGGGCUGCUGCGUUCCCGUUCAUGACCGGUGCCAUCGCCUCAAAGGCUGGCGUUCAGGUCUUGCAGCCCAUCAUGGUGGGUUUGCUUAUUGGGAUCGGUUUGCUUUGGGCCGUGGUUCCCAAGAAGAGGUCUGUCUCGCUAGAAUGA